AUGGAACUCAGGCUCCUCUGUGGUGUGGCCUUUUGUUUCCUGGGAGUAAGUUUCAUGGAUGCUGAAGUAACCCAAGUCCCAAGACAUCUGAUAAAAAGAAAGGGAGAGAAAGUUUCGAUGGAAUGUUCACAGGAUAUGGACCAUGAAAGAAUGUUCUGGUAUCGACAAGACCCAGCUAUGGGGCUGCAGCUGCUCCACUUCUCAUAUGGGGUUGACAGUUAUGAGAAAGGAGAUUUCCCCGAUGGGUACAGUGUCUCCAGGAAGAAGAAGGAGGGCUUCUCCCUGAUCCUGGGGUCUGCCAGCACCAACCAGACAUCUGUGUACUUCUGUGCCAGCAGUAUAUCCACAGCGCUGCACAACCACAUCCUCUCUGCACAAAAAGGGCAUGUGCCAGAGGGAAGUGACCUUAACUCUGGGCUGAGUUACACUGGCUACUUAGAACAAAGGUAG
This is a messenger RNA of Pipistrellus nathusii (Nathusius's pipistrelle), 450 nucleotides long. NCBI's taxonomy places the organism in Eukaryota, Metazoa, Chordata, Mammalia, Chiroptera, Vespertilionidae. The record is from the annotation of a GenBank genome assembly.